GAAGAUAAUACAGAAUGAAUCAUAAUAUUUUGCACUGAUAUUCGACCUAUGGUCAAAUUAUUUGUGUCGAUAUCAAGUCAAAAUGCGUAUACAAGAGUGAUCGUGGGAAAAGAAUUCGUUAGUUCAAUAUAUAGGUUUCUUACAUAAUUACAUACGUCUAUUUAUCUUCAAAUUCUUCCAGCGUUCAAUCCGAUUUGUUGAAGAAAAUAUACGAAAUUCAAGUGUUUAACUUUCUGUCAACGUAGAUAUUUCUCGGAAAUAUUUGGGACAUUGUAAGGAAAUGGAGGAAACGUUGCUACUCUCCAAAGGACGAUGCAGAAUUGAUGGAUUUGAAAUUGACAAAGCGCAAGUUGAACGUACCUUCAUCAUGAUAAAACCAGACGGGGUUCAGAGGGGUUUAAUUGGAAAAGUUAUCAACCGUUUCGAGAAAAAGGGUCUGAAAUUGAAAGCCAUGAAGUUCAUGAUGCCUACUCCUGAACUGAUAAAGGAAAUGUACAAGGAUGAAAAGCAUGAGCCAUAUUUUGAUAAGCUGCUUUAUAUCAUGACCUGCGGUCCAGCGGUUCCAAUGAUUUGGGAAGGCGUGGACGCCGUGGGCGUGGGAAGAAGGACGAUCAGCGAGUUAAUUACGGAAAACUCUUUGCCAGGGAGCAUCCGAGGUGAUACCAGUAUCCACGUGGGGAGAAACGUUUGUCACGGGGCGGACAACCAGCAAGAAGCGGAUAUGGACAUUGCCCUCUUUUUUGGUGACCUUUUGGAAACGAUGUCCAAAUCAGUUUGAUUUGUCUUAAGCAAAGAAAACUUCUAACACAUGACGUGACGUAUUACAGAAAAUGUAAAAUGAUAAAACUUGUUUCAAAUCAUACGAUGAAAUAAUGAGUAGAAAUACAGAGCAAGAAUUUUUUAUAAGUUCA
Messenger RNA from Folsomia candida, 911 nucleotides. RefSeq names its product nucleoside diphosphate kinase. The coding region runs from base 281 to 778 and encodes 165 amino acids. Gene Ontology annotation, molecular function: nucleoside diphosphate kinase activity. The transcript is spliced from 5 exons. Gene Ontology annotation, biological process: UTP biosynthetic process; CTP biosynthetic process; GTP biosynthetic process. Lineage: Eukaryota; Metazoa; Arthropoda; Collembola; Entomobryomorpha; Isotomidae. The record is from RefSeq and is a predicted model, not a curated record.